Molecule: messenger RNA, 1104 nt
Organism: Chaetomium strumarium
Lineage: Eukaryota; Fungi; Ascomycota; Sordariomycetes; Sordariales; Chaetomiaceae
Product: CWC16 protein
Exons: 1
Coding region: 1-1104 (367 amino acids)
Biological process (GO): mRNA splicing, via spliceosome
Cellular component (GO): post-mRNA release spliceosomal complex; U2-type spliceosomal complex
Source: RefSeq, a predicted model, not a curated record
AUGCAAGGCUUCAACAUGGGGCGGUACAUCCCGCCGGACGCCGAGGGCACGACUUCGGGCAACGCGCUGCACAAGAAACACCCGCUGGGCUCGCGCGCGCGCAAGCUGGCGUCGCACGGCAUCCUCACCGUGCGCUUCGAGAUGCCCUUCGCCGUGUGGUGCGCCCACUGCCCGCAGCCGACCACGAUCGGGCAGGGCGUGCGCUUCAACGCCGAGAAGCAGCGCGCGGGCAGCUACUACAGCACGCCGAUCUGGUCGUUCAAGCUCCGGCACCCGGCCUGCGGCGGCGAGAUCGAGAUCCGGACGGACCCCAAGAACAACGAGUUCGUGCUCGUGUCCGGCGCCCGGAGGCGGGACUACGGCGGCGAGGAUCACGACGCGAGCUUGGUCAAGAGCGAGUUCGCGAUAACAACGCCGCGAGAACGUGCCGAGCAGAGGGAGAGCGCCUUUGGGAAGCUGGAGAUUACCAUUGCGGAUCGGGAACAGCUGGAGGGGGCCAAGCAGAGGAUAGGCGAGCUGAAGGAUGUGGCCGAGAGGCAGUGGGACGAUCCGUAUGCGCAGAAUCAGCGUUUGAGGAAGGCUUUUCGUGCUGCACGGCACGAGAGGGAAAGAGAGGCGACAAAGGCGGAGGCGUUGAGGGAGAGGAUGGGUCUGGGGAUUGUGUUGCUGCCGGAGCGGGAGGAGGAUGCGAGGCGGGCGAAGCUGAUUCGCUUCGGCAGGGUGGAUGCCGAGGAAGAUCUCGGAGCCAACAAGGCGCUAGCGCGCCCGCUGUUCGAAAGCGUGCCCAGGCAGAAAGAAAGGGAGGAAGAUAGAACAUCAGUGAAGAGGCAGAGGAAGCUCAAGUCAGAGAUUGCGGCGUCCCAGAUACGAGAGGGCCUCGUCUCCGAGAUCAUCAGCAAUACCCGGGCAGCUAGAGAUCCUUUCCUGGCUUUUGGCAGCAGGGAGAGCACGCCCAGGGGACACGUCCGGUUACCGGGGCUCAAGAGGAAAAGAGUGGCGGACGAAGCACCGGGUCCUCCGCCCUCCACCGAGGAAGAGACUGAUACUCCCAAAUCAGUGGCUGGCACGCCUGGUUUGGUGAGCUACAACUCGGACUCGGACUGA